UCUAAAGCACCUGUUAAAAAAUUUACAGCUCCAUUAGGAAUGAUAAAGGGAAUCAAGACUUUCAGAGAGUUUAAUGAUAGAACGCCUAAAGCAUUUGAGAAGAACCCAGAAUUUGUUCGAGUACAGUCUCAGCAACAUGGUCACAGGAAAAGUUACACGAAACUUAACGAAGCUGGCAAAAAUAAUUUUAACCUUCUUGGUACUGGCUUCAAGAUUAACAUCUUAGAAGAAGAUGCUUCUGAAGGGAGUCAUGAUUCACAGAAUGCUAUAACACUGAAACAGACUAAGAGUCCUUAUGACUGGAUAAAUAAGAGGUCCGGAGGUUCCUCAACAAAACUUAAAGUGAAAAGACGUUCACAGCCUAUGAUAGAGACUCAGAAGAUAGAAACCUCUAAGAAGUUCCUAGUUGCUAAAUAAAAUAAUAAAAGAUGGUAGGAAAGUGAAGGGUCCACUUCCAGGAUCUAUUGAUUUUGACAUCCGACAAGGUGAGGAUAAUUUCUUAACUAAGAAUAAAAAUGAACUGGCCAGAGUUAAAAAGUCUAGUAACAAGACCAAAGUUGCACCUUUAAACGUUCUGACAGAUAGAGAUGGGUUAUACAUAAGGAGAAGUCUGAUUGGGACUCCUGAAGAGUACCAAAGUGGGCUGAAAUCACAUAUGACUUUGAAUAAAUACAGCUUUAAACGGGCAAAGAUGGGCAAAAUGGGAAAUACUAAGUAUGAAGAUGCUCUCAAUAGAGGUAGCACUCUUGGAGAAGAAUUGAGCAACACUGAAGAAGAUGAAUGUAGAAGCCCAAAUUCAAAGCUCAACCCUAAGACUUUUUCAAGUUUGAAGGAUGCUUCUUCCAAUAACAUCACGACUGCCAUUAAGAGAUCAUUCCUGAAAAUCAAGAAAAGGCCAUUUACAAAGCAAGAUAUGCUUAGCUCAAUGAAUCGGUUUAAGGCUUGUAGGCAGGCAGAAAAGGCCAGUUUGUUAGAAACCAUCAACGAUACAAGGGCCAAGAGGACUAUUUAUACCUCUCAGAGUCAGAAUAACCUUCAUGACCUUGGCUUAAUGAGUGAAGAGAAAAGGCAGACUAUUACUUUUGGUAACCUACUGGCUACAAGUAAAGAAGAAAGAAGAUUGUUAAACCAUGAGAAGGCGAUUAAAAUAUGGAACAAAAGGACCCAGUUCUACUCCCGACAAUGCAAACGAGAUCCUAAGUCACUAUCUCUCAUGGAAAGAAGUGACCAAUAUGCUGUGAAAAUACAAGAACUUGAUCAGUGCUCUAAAUAUUCUAAACAAUGUGAAGCCGCAGAUGCUCAUACUCAAUGGAUAUGUAGCCUGAGGAGCACCACAGAAAAAGACCAGGAUAGGCAAAUUUUCCUACCCUUGAGUAAGAUAAACCCAAUCAGUAGUUGAGUUUCAGCUCGAGUUAAACCAUUUAAGAAGGAAGUGCCUAUUUUCUUAAAGAUCAUUGACAAUAAAGCAUCUAAACAAGAUGCUCUGGUUAAGAAAAAUGAGGUUGCCAAAGUCCAUCGGUUGGACAUCACUAAAAACAAGGGGUAUAUUAAAGACCUGAAGGAAAAGAUAUCACAGAAAACCUUAAAAUACCAAAAUAUGCACGAUAAAGAUGGCGAUCAAAUCCAGAAUGAUUAUGUAACUAAGACACAAGUUGAGAGUCUAGAGGCUUCUUCUCCAAAAGUUAAGAAGAUAAUAGACUUCGAUCGGGUCGAGAACCUCUCAAACCUCUUCGUCAAUGGGGACUGUAAGUUCUCUCUUGAGUAUGAGUAUGCCAAAAGGAGAGGUACUGAUGGAGUUCAGAUGGUACUUGACCAUGUCAUUGACCAAUCUGGUGUCGGGGAGCCAGAUGAAUCUCAAGAGAUCAUAGAGGAAAAUUAAUAAAAUAUCUGUAAGAGUUGUUCAUAACAAUAAAAAUUAA
Molecule: messenger RNA, 1919 nt
Organism: Moneuplotes crassus
Lineage: Eukaryota; Ciliophora; Spirotrichea; Euplotida; Euplotidae
Source: the annotation of a GenBank genome assembly